Colletotrichum lupini is the source of this 1500-nucleotide messenger RNA. Its product is annotated as squalene epoxidase. Gene Ontology annotation, biological process: ergosterol biosynthetic process. Gene Ontology annotation, cellular component: membrane; endoplasmic reticulum. Gene Ontology annotation, molecular function: flavin adenine dinucleotide binding; squalene monooxygenase activity. NCBI's taxonomy places the organism in Eukaryota, Fungi, Ascomycota, Sordariomycetes, Glomerellales, Glomerellaceae. The transcript has a single exon. Bases 1 to 1500 code for a protein of 499 amino acids. The record is from RefSeq and is a predicted model, not a curated record.
AUGAUCGAAAGUCCAACAGCAGCGGCCGACGCCCGCGCCGAGCGCCGCACCAAGUACCACGAGGCCGAUGUAGUUGUCGUCGGCGCCGGCGUCUUUGGGUGCGCCAUUGCAUAUGCACUGGGCCAGCAGGGAAGAAGUGUACUCCUACUCGAGAGAUGGAUGAAGGAGCCCGAUCGCAUUGUCGGCGAGCUGCUGCAGCCCGGCGGCAUCGUCGCCCUGCGUCAGCUAGGCCUGGCCGACUGCCUCGAGGGCAUUGACGCAAUUCCCUGCUACGGCUACAAAGUCAGCUUUCACGGAGACGGAAUCGACAUCCCCUACCCUUCCUUUGACGAGAGUGGUCGCAUGAUCCAUGCCUCGGAGAGCGAGGCCGUAUCCGCAAGCGCGAAGCAGAAGGAGGGCAGAUGCUUCCACCACGGUCGCUUCAUCAACAACCUGCGCAAGGCAUGCAUGAGACAGGAGAACAUUACCGUUGUCGAGACCGAGGUGACGGCCACGAUACAAGGCGACGAUAAGGAUACGGUGCUUGGUGUAAGGUCCAAGACGACAGACGCCACGGGCCAGAAGAAAGACGACUACUUCUUUGGCCAGCUGACCAUCAUCGCCGAUGGUUACGCCUCCAAGUUCCGCAAGGAGUACCUGCCGCAAGAACCCGUCGUCAAGUCAAAGUUCUACGCCCUCGAGCUCAUCGACGCCCCCAUGCUCUCUCCCGGCUACGGCCACGUCUGCAUCGGCAACGCCUUCCCCGUCCUCCUGUACCAGAUUGGCACCCACGAGACCCGCGCGCUCAUCGACGUACCCGCCAACAUUCCCGAGGCCUCGCCCGCUGCUGGCGGUGUCCGUGGCUACAUCAAGAACGUCGUCAUGCCCACAUUGCCUCCCCAGAUGCGCCCAUGCUUUGAGGCUGCUCUCGCCGACGGCAAGAUCCCCCGAUCCAUGCCAAACUCCUACCUUCCUCCAUCCCGCCAGACGGCGAACGGCAUGCUCCUCCUCGGAGACGCCCUCAACAUGCGUCACCCCCUCACUGGCGGUGGCAUGACCGUCGCCUUCAACGACUGCGUCAUUCUCUCCGACCUGCUCCAUCCCUCGCGCGUAAGCGACCUUGCCGACCCCGUGGCUUUGAAGGGAGUCCUGCGCGAGUUCCACUGGCGCCGUAAGAGCCUCACAUCCAUCAUCAACGUGUUGGCCAUGGCACUGUACGCCCUGUUUGCCGCAAACGACCGCCAGCUGCGCGCUCUGCAGAUGGGAUGCUUCUCUUACUUCCAGCGCGGCCACGCCUCUGAGCCCAUGGCCCUCAUGGGCGGCCUCAUGCACCAGCCUGGCAAGCUCGCGUACCACUUCUUCAGCGUCGCCUUCCUAGCCAUCUGGCUCAACGCUCUCAACCUCAUGAGCGGUAGCAUUUUCGGUUUCUUGAAGGCGCCGCUGGCGCUCAUUGACGGCAUCCUCAUUCUCUGGAGAGCGAGUGUCGUCUUCUUGCCCGUCAUGUGGCGUGAGCUGAACUGA